Molecule: messenger RNA, 1917 nt
Organism: Spinacia oleracea (spinach)
Lineage: Eukaryota; Viridiplantae; Streptophyta; Magnoliopsida; Caryophyllales; Amaranthaceae
Exons: 1
Coding region: 130-819 (229 amino acids)
Source: RefSeq, a predicted model, not a curated record
UCACAAACUAUCAUAAACUCCGUACAUACUUUUAAGACUUCCAACACCCUCUCAUCCCCGUUCGUUUCUUAAUAUUCUACUCACUUUUCAUUAUAAAGGUGAGUAUCAUAUAUCAGUCGUCGUAAUAAAAUGGUGAAAGCUGAGCAAGAAACACUCAUCAAACUUGUCUCAGAAUGUUUUGUAAAACCAAAACAUGAGAUCGAAGCUGCAAAACAGCCUUACCACUUAGGUCCGAUGGAUCUAAUCAUGUUAAAUAUGGAUCCUAUCCAUAAAGGUUUUCUCUUUUCACUCAAGAACUCUCCACUUUUUUCUUCGUCUGAAUCCAACGAGAGCAAUGAUAUUGACGAGAUUAUUCGAACUAGAGUCGUGUCGAAUUUGCUAGAGAAUCUCAAACACUCGCUCUCUAUCGCCCUUGUCCACUUCUACCCGUUAGCAGGCCGUCUUACGACACAAAAACAACCCGAACAAAACACGAGCUCAAUCUUCAUUGAUUGUAACAAGGGCUCUGGAGCGAGAUUCAUCCAUGCUACCGCGUUUGGCCUAACCAUGGAUCAUAUUGUUUCUCCUGAUGAUGUAUCACUCGCUCAUUCUUUCUUCGAACUUGGUGAGAAGUACGUAAACUACGACGGUCAUACUAAGUCGUUAUUAUCAAUCCAGGUAACAGAACUUAUAGAUGGGGUGUUUAUAGGAUUUAGCAUCAACCAUGGUGUGGUAGAUGGUACCUCUUUUAUUCAUUUUGUCAAUGUAUUGUCUGAAAUAUUUAGAUCUGUUAAAUAUGAUAUUCUAUCAUCUAGGAUAACUACGUUGUUCUCAACAUAAUCACAACAUUCUUCUAUUAUUUCACGUGCGCCAAUACUUAAUUAUAAGCCUUGGGGUGUUACCGUACUUAAAUUUCCGUUUGUUGAUGUCGAUAAGUCUAUAAAUCGUGCGGAUGACCCCGGCCUGUUGAGGGAGAGAAUCUUCCACUUUUCACCAAGUUCGAUGGCUAGACUCAAGGGUAUCGCUAACCAACAAUGUGGUGACGACCACAAUGCAUUAUCAUCUUUCCAAGCAUUGGCCGCAUUUGUGUGGAGGUCCAUCACCCGGGCUCGCGACUUACCAAAGGACGAGCAAACCACUUGCUCUGUCGUAAUGGGUACUCGAAGUAGGCUUAACCCGCCUGUUUCAGAAGACGUCUUUGGGAAUUUCGUUCGUAAAGCCCAAUGGGCUUGUGAUGUGGAUGAAUUACUGGGUAAUGAUUUGGGUCGGGCAGCAUUGAAUAUAAGGAAAUGCAUUAUGGCCAUUGAUGGAGAAGCGAUACUUGAUUUCUACAAAAAGUUGUCUAAUUCCCCGAUGGUGGUUCGACGAGGACUUAUUGAACCUGAACCUUAUUGGGGGUCGAAUAGCGUGAUAAUAGGAGGAUCUACGAGGUUCAAUACUUACGGCCCUGAAUUCGGGUUCGGUCGAGCUUUGACUGUUCGUACGGGUUAUGGGAAUAAGAAGGAUGGAAAGAUAGUUGCAAAUCCUGGUUGUGAAGGAGGAGGAAGUGUUGAUUUGGAAAUUUGCCUUAGGCCUCAUAUUAUGGCCGCUCUUGAAUCUAAUCAAGAGUUUAUGAAUUUUGUGUCAUAGAAUGUGUAUUUGCGCAAUUAGGAUUAUACACCAGAUCAGGUGCAAAUAUUGUGUAACCAAUUAUGAACAUACACUAUGUACGUGCAUGAUGAACACUGCGGAGGAUUUUUAACGUACUCAUACACAUGCAUGUAACAUUUCACUAUAUGUUUUUUGGAUUUGAAUUAUAUGCUCUUUAAUUACUAUACUAUAUUAACGUAAUGCGAAGUAUAUGUUUUUUAGAACUGAACUAUAUUGGUGUAUUUGAGUGAACUGAGUACGUAACAUUUUUAAGUUGCGAAUGAGUCACUAAUUCAAAUAAAUGACAAA